Nilaparvata lugens (brown planthopper) is the source of this 8847-nucleotide messenger RNA. RefSeq names its product probable cationic amino acid transporter. Lineage: Eukaryota; Metazoa; Arthropoda; Insecta; Hemiptera; Delphacidae. Gene Ontology annotation, cellular component: plasma membrane. Gene Ontology annotation, biological process: amino acid transport; transmembrane transport. The coding region runs from base 390 to 2768 and encodes 792 amino acids. The transcript has 13 exons. Gene Ontology annotation, molecular function: amino acid transmembrane transporter activity. The record is from RefSeq and is a predicted model, not a curated record.
AGUGUCGUUUCAGUCUCCAGGCUGUGACCAUCUAGCCGCUCUCUGCAACCAUUCCCUCAUUAAAGUAGUGAAAUAAAUAGUCAGCAUCAGUUAAUUACAAGGCUUGAUUUCACGUUACUCGGUGAUAAAGUAAUAACACGUACAUUGAAGUGAACGGAGAAGAGAGUUGAGUGGUAGUAGAAUUCACUGAUCCUGAAACUACUUCCUUUCUCCAGAAACAAUGCGACGCGUGCUUCUAAUUUCCCUAUCGUGUCUAGUUUGAUAGAUUCUAUGCGAUCCUUUUCUCGAGGAUCUAAAAUUUAAAUAGCUUCAAACUCCGAAUUGUUGAUAUAACAAUAACGAGUUAGUUGAUCCACAAUUUAUUGAUUCCAGACUUCUAGAAUAAAAGGAUGAAGAUCCCGACACCUGGCCUAUUCCCUACAGGUGACUAUAGGAAAGAUGGGUUGGCCCUUUUCACAAAGCUCAUUAGGACAAAGAAUGUGGAGGGCAUGCAAGGAGAGUUGCCUCCGCGACUUCAUGCCAAGUCUGAUAAGAAACUCAAAUUGAAGAAAUGCUUGACAACGUUAGAUUUAACGUCGCUUGGAGUGGGAUCCUGUGUCGGCACAGGAAUGUAUCUUGUAGCAGGAAUGGUGGCCAAAAACGUAGCUGGGCCAGGAGUUGUCAUAUCUUUCAUUAUAGCAGCCAUUGCCUCUAUUUUCUCUGGUGCCUGUUAUGCCGAGUUCGGAGUUCGCGUUCCACACACGACGGGCUCGGCCUAUAUGUACAGUUAUGUGACAGUAGGUGAAUUUGUAGCAUUUGUAAUUGGAUGGAACAUGGUGCUCGAAUACCUGAUAGGUACGUCGGCGUGCGCAUGCGCGUUGUCGGCCUGCUUUGAUGCGUUGACCGACGGCGCCAUCAGCAGUUUAGUCACCGAGUCCGUCGGAACUUUCUUUGGUCGGCCACCUGACUUUUUAGCGUUUGUGAUAACGCUGCUGAUGAUGCUGUUGAUGGCAGCCGGGGUGAAGAAGUCGCUGGUCUUCAACAACAUCCUGAACGCCAUUAACCUGUCAGCGUGGGUGUUCGUCAUGACAGCUGGCAUGUUCUACGUGAACACGGCCAACUGGUCAGAGCACAAGGGCUUCCUACCAUACGGCUGGUCCGGGGUGUUCACGGGAGCAGCGACUUGUUUCUAUGCCUUCAUUGGCUUCGACAUAAUCGCAACUACAGGCGAAGAAGCCAACAACCCGAAAAAAUCGAUACCACUAGCCAUAGUUACUAGCCUUAUUAUCAUUCUAAUUGCCUACGUCACCUCUUCCAUGAUGCUCACUCUUAUAGUGCCGUACGAGAAGGUGGACCAGGACUCGGCGCUGGUGGAGAUGUUCGGCCAGGUGGGCGCCUGGCGGUGCAAGCUGGUGGUGGCAGUGGGUGCGUUGGCUGGCCUGUCAGUGAGCAUGUUCGGCAGCAUGUUCCCCAUGCCUCGCAUCGUCUACGCCAUGGCUCAGGACGGCCUCAUCUUCCGCACCCUCGCCCAGGUGUUCCCUCUCACCGGCACCCCGGUCGUCGCCACCUUCGGCUCGGGCUUUGCCGCAGCCAUUGCCGCACUCCUCAUCAGCCUCGAAGUCCUCGUUGAAAUGAUGUCAAUCGGAACACUAUUGGCCUACACGCUGGUUUCAACUUGCGUUUUGAUACUACGGUACCAGCCACAUUCUACCAACUUGGUUGAUCUACUACCUGAAUCACUCAGAACACCAGUUAAAGGUUCUCCAUCGAAAGAGACGUUAUCUAAUGGACAGGUCAGUUAUGGGAAUCAGUUACACCCAGACCAGUUGAGAUCAGCACUGGGAGGGGUUCCAGCUCAGCAGCCCCCUGCUGGGCCACAACCAUCACCAGGACUGACCAGCACACUCACACAGCAGCAACAGCAGCAGCAGAGGAUCAUGGUUCGACGGGUCACUCGCAGCUCGCCGGAUUCAGAUGACACGUUCCCAGGGGAAGAGCCUGACGAGUUUUCGAUGCGUGACGACCAGUUCCUGGUGGCUGACCGCAGCGAGAACAAGUUCUACGGCACGGUGCACGGCGGCUCUAGUGCCGGAGGCGGCGGGGUUGCCGGUCCCACCUUAGGUGCUAUUGGUCGGCGUCUACAGGCAGUGACAUACCUGUGUCCAGCUAUCUUCCCAUGGGUUGAUAGUGGCCCAGCAACGGAAGACUCAGGGAUGUUUGUCAUGAAGAUGGUCGGCAUUCUGUACAUACUCAUUCUCAUAUUCGACCUGAUUAUAGUACUUGGAAUGGGUUCAGACUCUUCAAUAGUCACAUUCCUUGUCAUCUUCUUUCUGCUCUGCAUCAUUGCUCUCCUACUCAUCAUAUCAAGGAAGCCUCAAAAUAGGAAAACAUUGAUGUUUAUGACUCCGGGCAUCCCAUUUGUGCCAGCAAUUGCAGUCAUUGUGAAUAUCUACCUCAUUUUCAAACUCUCAAUUUUAACAUUGGUUCGCUUCACUGUAUGGAUGAUCAUAGGACUACUGGUUUACUUCUACUAUGGUAUCAAACACAGCUCUCUGGAAGAGGAAGAAGAUCCUCAGAAUAUUGAGUUAUCAGUGACAACGGAGAAGCCUCCUCCAGCACAGCAAACGGUGGACUCUGAGCGUGAGACGCCAGCUUGGGAUUCGGCCUCCUAUCACCAGCCACAACAGGCGUCAUCUCCCUACACCAGCAUACAACAGCCUCCCUCUUCCGGCUCCAAUAGAGCGCCUCUCUUUGUCUCUCCUCAGCAAUUCCCGACGUGGGAUGAUUAGAUUCAUCAUUUUUACCGUCAACGAAAAUUACGUUUUUUAGCCGCGGUUCGUUUUCUGUACAAUCAAAGAAUAAUUUGCUGAUGAAAUGAUGAACCUCAUGACGAAUGUACAAUUGGAUUUCUUCCAGCUUAUUCCAUUAAGUAGGUUUAAGUAGCUUUUCCUGUAAAUGGAGAUAGUGUGUUCUCGACACUUUUUUCUGGAAACUUACAAAUAGGAUUGAUGAUAUCAAUUAAUUUAGGAAUGAAACUCUUCCUCGAAUACUACUGAUUGAUACCCUGAAUACAUCUCACAAUCGUUAAAACACCGAAUAAUCUGUCAAAGGAAAACGAUCUGUAAUGGGAAAUUUACUUUUAAAAAUAAUUAUCUCCUGUUCAAUUGAAUCUCUGAUCUACUAUCACAAGUUCCCUUUCAUCCUUGAUUUUUUCCUAUUCCAAUAUGUAUUUAUUUAUUUAUUCGUGGAUACAAAUGUAAUUUAUUCGGGAUAUUGUACCCGUUUUAAUCAUACAUUGAAGUUAGAAGUCAAUACAGUAUUAAAUAUCAUCGUUUAAUGGAUACUUAGUGCUUUCAAUAUGCUUCUUGCUUGGAAGAAGAAUGGUGUCCUUAUUCAAUAGUAUCACUAUCAAUUCAUUUUGUAUAAAGAAACCAAUAAUGAAUAAGAUACUAUCCACAUCAUUCUAUAAAAUAAAUUUCAAUCCAAGCGAAUUGUUCUUAUUAGAAUGGUAAUUGGAGGUAGAUGACAUUUAUGGAGCAUUUAUAAUUAAAUAUAAAAGGGUGAACUGAAAAGCUGAAAGUGGAUAUUUCUACUGCUUACCGUAUUUUUUAUAUUUGGGAGAAUUGAAAAAGAAUCGAGAACUGAAUGUUCACACAAGAAAGUUCUCUGUUUCUUGAAACUUCAAGUAAAUUACAAAUUAUCGGAUUGACUUCUUCAUGCUUUAGAGAAGUCAACAUUGAAAUAUUGAUGAGUGAAGUGCACUUCAAUAAUAAUAAUUAUGCACUUUCGAAUACCAUAUUUGUUGUAGAAGUCUAAUUUAACAUUAUUUGUACCAGAACGAUCAAUAGCUUCCAGUAGUUGUAGGGCCAUAGGUGUCUCAUUUUGUCUAUUCCAUGCUCCUCUUCUUCUGAUUCUUUGAUGAAAAUUUAUAUUGAAAUAUUCAUAUUGCAACAAAAACCAUUAAUUUGGUACUUUUGUUGAAUAUCAGGGGUUGAUUCGAUUGAGUUGAAACUGAAACAUGAUUAAUACAACAUCUCAAUUGAACUCAUUAUUUAUUAUAUGAAUUAAUUUCAUGAUAAUAAAACUGUCAACUGUCUCGAUUUGCAAGAUUAGACAUAAGUCUUUGAAGUACGAUAUUCUACUUGAUGUAUAGCCUGUUACUCUAUGUAUGGGAGGGAGAAAUUUUUUUGUAGUAGAAAGAGAUUAUUGAUAGGGGAAUAUUAUGUAAUAAAUUCAACAUCAAUGAAUUGUAAAUUGCUACUUAAUCAUAGAGUGUCACUCUUCCCACAAUGAUGGAUGAAUAUUUAUUCAACAUUCAUAAUGAAUAUUAUCAAACUAAAUUAAAGAGCCUAGUCGAUGAAUAGACUACGUACAACUAUAACAAAAAAUUAGAUUAAAAAUAUAUAUAUUGAGCUUUUAUUGCUAACUUUAGCUUCUAUCGCUAAAUCUUUUAAAGAUUUUUGAAGGAUUUCGAUGCAUAAACCAUUAAAAACUGUCUCAAAAUAUUCCUAUAGGUAUAGGCCUACUACAAUAUUGUACAUUUGUAUUAUUUUUGCUAUGAUGGACACUUCCAAUACUGUUAAUACUAUAUAAUUCACGUUAAAUUUUUCCCCCACUAAGUUACAAGUCAACUCCAGGUCCUGGAAACACAGAGAGCGAUCCGUGAUCUGCAAUAUUAGAGCAGUCUUGGGUACCGUAUCUAUAUCCAUAUGGAAUAUAUCUAUGGGCUAUCUAUAUCCUCCUAAAACCGCUAUGAUCGCCGAUCGCUCUCUGUGUGUCCGGACCCUUAGAUGAGAUUAAUAAAGUGAUUUCAGGAAGCAUAUAUAUCAUUUCUUUAACAUAAUAGUUUUCUUCUAGCACUCAUUUCAACAUUCCAUGCUAACACUACUCACUGGUGAAUUUCAGAGCAACUAUUUAUGUAUGUAUCGAUUUGUGCAUACAAUUACAAAUCAUAUGAACUAGUAGCAUAAAAUAAGAUGAUUCAACUCAAGCAUCAGCGAUGUAAUGCAUGAGGGAGUUAUACUCCUUUAAAUGGGGCUUUAAGAGUGCAUGAAGGGCCUACAAGCUACAAGUGACACCUUCUGGCAUUUUCUCUUUCUUAAACUAAAAUCUUCCCGCUCUAGUUAAUAAUAUACUCUUGCAAAUAUUCCGUCACUGUGUGAACAUUAUCAUGAGAAUCAAUUAUAUUAUUUUUGAAAAGGCCCAUGGGUCUAAUCCUUACAUCAAAUGGCAAAUGAAUAAGAACAUGAAUAGCUGUUAUAGUCACUUCAUCCACUUAGCUCUUAAAUUGGUUCAAAGUUCAAAAGAAUGUUUAGACUCGGUUGCUAGAUCUUUCGAGCCCCUUCUCUAGCUAUCAGCUAGUUAUCUGUCUACCUAUCUAUCUUGCUGACAUUACAGAUAAUAUAGAUAACAUGGAGUAAACAAGUGUGAAUACAGUACAUAGUUGCCUAUAUAGUUAUUGAGAAAAAAUAAUCGUUUUUCAGUAUUAAUAAUUGGUAUAUUAUUAGAAUUACUCGGUUGUAGAAUGAGAAUUUCAACUCUUAAGUUGACACUGAGAUUAUCAAUGUUCCAGUUGAACGUAGGAUCUAGUGAUAGUUUUUCUAUUUUGUUCCAUAGGAAAUAAUGUCUUAAUGUAAAGUUCAAAUCUUAAAUGUUUCCAUGUACAGUAAUGGAUGAGAUUUACUGUUCUUAAUGUACAUAGUUUUUUAAUAAUGUCGUUCCUUAUCAUGCAUAAUAUGCUAAUGUUAUACAACCACUUUACACUUUUCUCCUUCCAGGAAUAUCAAUCCCUUGAUGAAUUAUUAUCAGAAAUCUUCCAAAAAAUCAUUACAUUAUCAUGAAAAUGAUUAGGACACUGAGAUUUUCUUUGUAAAAGUCAAUCAUCACAUACUUUUAUUAUAAUAUUUAUCAUCUAAUCAUCUUCAUAGAUAUACUAAUUUUUCAAUUUCUAUUACAUUGAUAAGAAAACGCCUCGGUAAUGUAUAUAAUAAAUUGAUAUUCAUUCAAUUGGAUAGCAGAGUUAUUUAUAUAGCCGAAUACCAUGAUAUUCAGUUAAUUGCUGGUACAAUAUUAAUACAGCUUAUUGUUGGGAGAAUGAGCACAAAUAAGAAAAACUAUCAAUUAAAAUCUAUCAAUUUUAAUAAUAUGAUAGAAUCUAAUUAGUCUAGACAACAUGAUGAUAAGAUUCACAUGACUACUCGAAAAAUGACGAAUAGCUUGUUGUUACUGUUAUGAUUAUUGUUGAAUUGUUGGAACGGGCGAUGAAAAUCUGUUAAAAUUUUAUUAUGAAUAUAAAAUUAAUACGUUUAUCAUUAUUCUAUAAAUAAUAAUAUUAUUAGUCUUAAACAUUCAAAGAUACAUUUGAAGGUAUGUUAUUAAUAUGAACGCCAUUUAAAUAAUAUUCAUUGUUAUAAACAAUACCCACUAUAUAAUAUAAAGAUUACUGCACUAUUAUAAUAUACGGUAUAUAUUACAUUCUUCUGUGAUUUAUAAUAUAUCAAUAUUUUCUGUUGUUAAAUUUGUUCUUGGAUGAUACUCGAAAUGAAUUGUUCUAUUGGAUAGGAGUAGGUUAUCUUGAAUAAAAUAUGUAUAUUUAUAUUAUGCUCUAUGUAAAAUUAUAAGCAAUGAAUUUAGACGAGUCUAGAUAAUUAGCAGAGUAAAUAAUAUUGUUCAUUGACUGUGAUUCAACUAACUUAAACUAAUACUCAGUGGACUUAUUACCAUGGUUUCUUCUUUUAUAAGAUGAGUGUUGAGAGAAUGAGUUGUAGAAGCAUAUUAAAUACAGAGAAAAACAAGAAUAGAUUCGAUGAUUUGACUAGAAUUACAGUAUUUAUAGUAGUCUAAUGAAUCAUCAAAUUUCCAAAUCUAGCUCUAAAACCUGCGGGUUCAGUACAAGAUUGACUUCUCGGAUUGAUAAAAAAUACAUUUUUUCUAAUUCAUUCGUCAAGAGACGAAUUCAUUGGAAUCAUUCUUAUGAUUUAAUUAUACAUGAUAGAUUACAUGUAUACAUUUGAAUAAAAUUUAGAUAAAUGGCCAAUGAAUUUCGGGGCUAAUUAAUGUUUUGCCGUUCAUGUAUCAUGAUGUGAUAGAACAUUAUUCAGAUGUGAAAAAUAGUUAUGAUUAUUGAUUUCAUGAGAAAAGUAUUAUUUCAUUUAUACAUACAAGCACAAAUCAUAUACAAUCACAAGUAAAAAUAAAUGUUCUCCAACUUAAUACAGCAUUAAAAAUAUGAGUUGGGAAGCGUUAAAAAAUUGACACAUUUCUGUAUUUCUCAAAAUCCAUAUAAAAAUAAAUUCGGAAAAUUUGCUCCAGUGAUUUUAUUUUUCGUAAAAUGUUUCAUAGAUGAAUUGGAACCCAUGACCAGAUAUUCAUAACUUUCACGUUGGAUACCUUCUCAUUCAAUGAACCAUUAUUGUAUGAUGUAAAUGUUUUAGUAGAAGAAUAAUGAAAACAAUAGGCCUAUGUAACCCUUGACUCAAUUUCUGAUAUUGAAAUAAUCACCUCUUUAUCAUUGAAAUUCUCUAUGAAGAAUAUUAAAUGUUCUAAUGUUGAGAAGAGGUUCUCAACCUUUUUCAUAGCCCUUAAUUCCAAUUUCACGUAUCUUUUUUAUCAUAGUGUGGAGGGGUUUUAUUGUUGUGAUUUGUGGAUUGUAUUGAAUUUUUAACAUUUAGACUUCGCUACGUAUGCCCUCUUGAUUUUUGGCACCUAAGAGGAACGAGUACCCCAUAGUGGUCGAGAAUCACUUUUCUCUGUGAUGAAACUGAUUUCAUAGCUAAAUAUGAUCAGUGUGAUUGGUGUUGUCAUAGGACUCAGAAAAUUAUUACACCUACUGCAGAAUCGAUUUAGAACGAAAUGAAAAAUCGUAUUAUGCACUAGCUUAAUCAAGCAAACGAUAAAUGAAUUUCCAUGCAUGCCAAUUUUGUGUAAUGAGGGAACAGAAGCCUUUCUAUGCAUUUCUGAAUGGAGAUGAAUACUGACUUAUGAAUCAGUUGAGGGUCAUGCAUAAACUGUAUUCAAUUUAAUUCUACUUAACUAUUAGAAUAGGAUGCAAUAAUAUUGAGGUAGCAGCUCUCGUACUCAAGUUUAUUAUCUUAACACAGAUAUACAUUCGUUUUACAAAUUUUAUAAAGGAGUAAUAUUAUAUCUGUUUAUGGAUUACCGUACAUAGUUGAUAAAUAUAUUUGAUAAAUAAUAAUUGUGGUUUUUUGAAUUCAUCUCUUAAAUAUGUGUGAUAUUACUGGGGAAUAUGAUACUAUGAGUGAUAAUUCGCGUGGAAAUUGCCUACCAGUGGUUUGAUAGCCUGCCUAUUAUGAAUCUAUCAUGUUUAUAACAUGUAUCAAAUAGGAGCUUCUCUUUAUACCAAAAUGGGGGUUUCAUAUUAUAUAGAUUACAAAUAGAAAACAUCUAGCACCACCUUAUUACUUUCAAAACGCCGUAUCUUUACAGAAGUAUAACACUGAACAGGAAUAUCAUUCCACUGGUUUCAUGGAUGACAUCACUGUAAAUGUUGCAUAUUCAUAAUGAUAUUCGACUGCGAUACAUAUAAGAUGUCGUAGGCUAUAUAUUUUAAUAAGAACAUAUUGUUGUAACAUAAUGUAAAUCAGAAUUUUUAUCAGAUAUCUAUAUAGAGGAUAAGCAUAUAAUAUACAGUUAUAUUUCAUUGCAAUAAUGUGUCUAAAAAAGUAUCAAACUGAAAUUCAUCUUUCUCAUUUUACAAAAGGUUAGAGGAUGCUAUUUGUAUUAUGAAUGUCACUAGUAAAAUUGAUUUUUGCCUUAAUUCAUGUUUAAAUUGUAGAAUUUAUUGAAAUUUUCAUAGAAUCACAAAUAAUAUAAUAUAUUUAAUGAAAUAUACAACUGUGGAAUAAUGAA